AUGAAACAGUGGCUUAAAAGUAAAACGAUACCAAAACUGUGUUAUAAAUAUUAUUCGACUUCAAAAGUAAUUGAAGUAGAAAAUGUAGUUCGUAAAAGAAUAUUUUCAGGUAUUCAGCCCACUGGCAGUAUACAUUUAGGUAAUUAUUUAGGUGCAAUUGCACAGUGGGUAAAAUUUCAAGAGCAAGGACAAGAUGUAAUCGUUAGUAUAGCAGAUCUGCAUUCGAUGACUGUACCACCACACGACCCCAAAGAGUUGUCAAAGAAUAUUCAGGAAAUAGCAGCUACUUUGUUAGGGUGUGGAAUUGAUCCACGUAAAACAAUAUUAUUUCAACAGUCCACAGUUGCUGUUCAUACACAAUUAUCUUGGUGUUUAGGAUGUAUUUGCACAAUGCCAAGAUUGUCUCAUUUACCUCAAUACAAGGAAAAAUCAAAAGACUUGAAAGAUAUUCCUCUAGGUUUAUUUAUUUAUCCUGUAUUACAGGCUGCAGAUGUGUUAGCUUACAAAGCUACACAUGUACCGGUAGGUGAAGAUCAAGUUCAACAAAUCCAAUUAUGUCAAGAUUUAGCAAGAAUGUUUAAUAAGAGAUUUGGUGAAACAUUUCCAAUUCCUCAGACUGUUAUUACAGGUAGCGAAUUCGCGAGAUUGAGAAGUUUAAGGGAUCCCAACAAGAAAAUGUCCAAAUCUGAUCCGGAUCCGAAGAGCAGGAUUUGCGUGACCGAUAAGCCUGAUGAUAUUGUACGGAAUAUUAAGAAAGCUGUCACUGAUUUCACUUCGGAAGUAACUUAUGAUCCUGAUAAGAGACCUGGUGUGUCUAAUUUAAUAAAUAUACACUCGUUUGUAACUAAUAAAUCUGUAGCUGAUAUUUGUCGAGAGGCUAAAAAUCUGGAUACAGGAAAAUACAAGCUAGUUGUAGCAGAGGCUGUGGUUGAAUAUUUAAAACCUAUACAAAGCAAGAUUUCAAACUACUUGGAAAAUCCUCAAUACUUAGUAGAUGUGUUAGAGGAAGGUAGGGAAAAAGCAGAGGAAAUAGCCCUGAAAAGUUGGAUUGAAGUGGAAGAAAAAUUAGGACUUAAGAUUAAAGUUCCAACAAAGAAACAUAUGAAAUUAAAUGUAUGA
Messenger RNA from Phyllotreta striolata, 1119 nucleotides. NCBI's taxonomy places the organism in Eukaryota, Metazoa, Arthropoda, Insecta, Coleoptera, Chrysomelidae. The record is from the annotation of a GenBank genome assembly.